GCAUGUCCUCUAAAAAACGGUACGGAACAUAUGGUCGUGCAAUCACAUCACCUGCACUUUUAUCGUCUUCCGUUGGAUGGACACGUCCGGAUGUCACGUCACAGAUAGACCGUCUCCGUUCUCAAGCAACUUCUGUUGUCAGCAGUCCUCCACCACACGAAUAUGCAGUACCACAUGCAUUCAGUGGUAGCAGUAAUGGAACUAAUGCAUCAAGACCACCUGCAGAUCCAAAGCAACCGCAGAGAAGUAGAGCUGAACGUUUGAGACAUCGUAUCAGUGAAAGAAGAACAAAUGCCUACAUGAUUCCUCCAUCAAGUACAACUGGAAAAGACCCGGCUAUUGACGCAUUGAUGAAUAAAUAUCUGAAUAAAUCGAAGGAAAAUUUAGAUGAAGGCAGAAAAAGUAGAGAAAGUUCACGAGCCCAAGAAUUACUAGCUAGAACCAAUCGCGAAAUGUCACCAACAAUUGAUUCGUUGAUGAAAAGAUACGGGAAUAAUAAUUCAUCAGCACAUCGGAUCAAAGACUCAACUGUAUCUAGAAGAGAGUCUAUGGAAAUUCAGGAUAAUGAAAAUUCUAGAUCACUGGACAACAAAUCUUGCAGAGAAGCACGAUUGAGUGGCAGUGAUGUGAGAAUCAAAUGGGAGGUAACGAACACGGAGGUGAAGCCGACAUCCUCUGUAAAACGUUUCAGUGUUAUCAUUGAUCCAACAGGUGGACGAAUGCCCGUCGGAAAUUCGGGAUCUCGAUCGGGUCGAUUGGCACGUAUCAGUCAAUCGAAUAUACGACCGUUUGGAUCAAAUGGCGGUGGAGCUACGAACAGUUAUGGACCCGGAACCCAUCCAAUGUCCGGUGCUGAACCAUGUAGCCCAACAAAAAAGGAAAAGCAUCGAUUCGAAAUCACAAAAAAACUUGGCUCCGGAACAUACGGAAAAGUAUCGUUGGCAUAUGAUCACAAGUUCGAUCGAGAGGUUGCUGUCAAAUUGAUCAAAAAAAGCGCAAUUGAAAGCAAAGCUGACUUGGUUCGAAUUCGAAGGGAAAUUCGUAUUAUGAGUGCAUUAAACCAUCCAAAUAUUAUUCAGAUUUAUGAAGUGUUUGAAAACAAAGAUAAAAUUAUUCUCGUAAUGGAGUACUCUAGCGGUGGAGAAUUGUAUGAUUAUGUCUCCAGAUGUGGAUCUCUUCCGGAAGCAGAAGCUCGUCGUAUAUUCCGACAAAUCACUUCUGCAGUCCUUUAUUGCCAUAAACAUCGGGUUGCUCACAGAGAUUUAAAAUUGGAGAACAUUCUUUUAGAUCAAAAUAAUAAUGCAAAAAUUGCCGAUUUUGGUUUGUCCAAUUAUUUCGCCGAUAAGAAUCUUCUGACAACAUUCUGUGGAAGUCCAUUGUAUGCAUCUCCAGAAAUUAUCAACGGAACACCAUAUAAAGGUCCAGAAGUUGAUUGUUGGUCACUUGGAAUUCUUCUCUAUACUUUAGUUUAUGGAAGUAUGCCUUUUGAUGGAAGAGACUUUAAUCGAAUGGUCAGGCAAAUCAAAAGAGGAGCCUAUUUUGAGCCAGAGACACCGUCAACGGCAUCAAUGUUAAUCCGAAACAUGCUUCGAGUAAACCCGGAGAGAAGAGCCACCAUUUUUGACAUUGCAUCCCAUUGGUGGCUGAAUCUUGAAGAAAAUAUGCCUGUGAUUCAAGAACUUCCUGAAAAUCAAAUUAUCGAUCACACUCCUUUAACGGAAAGAGAAGAGACAAUGAUAGUACAAGAUCUCGCUGAUGAACAAGACGUUUUCAUGGAAUUCGGGCAUCUUUCAUCAGAGACUCGUCGCAAGAUUGAAGACUUCAGAAUACGAAGAAAAGAGGCUGAGGAGUUUAAUGAUAAUUCACCGGUGAAACCUCCAAAAGCAAGGAAAACUGAUGAAUUAACUGGAAAAAUUUCGAAAGAACAACCGGAAGAGAUGAAGUCUGCUGAAAAAUCUCUGAGAGGAGUAAAAGAGGAGAAAGAAAAACCGAAAGUUGUUGAUCCGAAUGAUCCACUGGAAAGACUCAGACAAAUUGAAAAUCGAUUGGGACAAAAUAAGAAAGACAAAGAGGCAGCAAAAACAUCCGCCCGCGUUGAAACAGUAAAACUUAAAGAGGUGAAGAAAGAAAAGUCUCCAGAGCAACAACCAGAAGAUCCGAAAACUGCAAGAGGAACAUCAAAACCAGCUGAUUCUCGUGCUCCAUCAUUCGUUCCAGUUAAGGAUCGUCCAGAAACUUCUGAACCUGAAAGACCACGUACUCGUCCACAUUUGACUGCAAGUGCCUACAGAAUUGAAACGGAUUCUUUGAAUAUGUUGAUGAAUCAAGUACUCGAACAAAUGGAAAAAGGACCAGUCAAUUUGAAUAUUAUUGCAAGAAUCAAAGCCCAUCCACUAUAUGACACAAGGCCAAUGGUGAAAGAACUUUUGGAAAGUAUUAUUGCUGCUCAGCCAGAGCCCGUGCAAAAGCAGACUAGCAAAGUGGUCGAGCAACAGACAUUCUCCCGCCAAAAUACACUGACGAGAAAGAAGAAAGAGGAUCCAUUAGAAGAGGAGAUCCCAGAAGUUCCAUCACCUUCACGAAAGAUGAAGGAGAGACCAUGGCAUUCUGUAGAGGUUGGAUUUGAUCCUGACGAGGAACCAGAGCAUGAUCGCAUGCAGGAAUCAAUUGCCAGCAAUGCAACAGAAGUUACUGUACAAGAUACUUCCUUUGAAGAUGAUAGUUCUGAUGAAGAAGAGAGAAAGAAGACGCCAGUUGCAUCAACACCAAAGACUCCAGUUCUAAUUGUUGAAAAACAAGAAAGCUCAACGAAUGCGGAAGAUGAAGAAAGUGAUGAAGGAGAUGAUUAUAGUGAUGCUGAAAUGGAGGAAUUAGCUGAUGAAGUUGACAAGAAAGGACCGUCAGAUUCUAAACUCGCUCCAGUUGUGGAGAAUCUCGAAGCUAAUCCGCCACCAGAUCCAUCAAGUUCACCUCAAUUCCUUGAUGCAUUUGAUAGAGGUCUCAUUAAGAGACAAAGUAAAGGAAAAUAUCAGCACACUCUCAUCAAUAAUUAUGGUCGUGGUGUGUCAACGGAAUGUGAAUCUCCAACACAGCAACGAAAGUUCUUUGGUGGUCCUCAACCUUCUGCAGAGCUGUCACCUUUCCUCUUUGACAAAGCAAAGGAAAUUCUUCAAACAUACCCUAACAAUAAAUUGGAUGCUCGUGGAAUUGAUGUUGAGUUGAGACGGAAAUUAAGAAUGGAGAAGGUGAAAGCUGAUCUUCUGAAACAGCCGAAAGACGGAGAUAAACCUAGAAAUUCAUACGUUGGCAGUGUACCACCUCGUUCACCUCCUCCGAUCGUUGUCAAGUCAGAUGGAGAAGAGCUUGAUGAUGAGGAAGAAGAAGAAGAGGAUGAGGAAGAGAUUGAGGAGACUGAUUCUGAAGAAGGAUCUGACUUUGAGAAUUUCAAACCAAAGCGUCCAAUUAUUGCUGCAGUUCGACGAGAUGAUGGUGCUGUGGUGCCAGUGAUUCAUCAAACUACUCGACCUGCUGUUGUUUCUCCAAACUCUCAAAAUCCACGUUAUCAAGUUGCUUCACCAAAAACUUCGACGGUGAUUCAGGCGACUCCAGAAAAAGUACCGGUAGCAGGAACAUCUGCCAAAUAUCUUGUCACGGUUGCUGAAUUGAAGCUGAAGCCUACGGACAAGAAGGAGGAAGCUCAAUUGAAGGAGCAAUUGAAGGACAGUGAGAUCAAUAGUGAAAGAAAAGUGACAAAAGGAGCUGCACCGUCAACAAUUUCUCAAGAUUCCGAUGGUAAAGACACGUUUGAGAGUGCUUCUGCAUAUAUUCGACGCAAAAAUCGAGAAAGACGUCAAAGAAAUCGGACGAUUGGAACAGCAGAAGAAGCACUACGGGCUCUCGAGAGACCGUCUGUGGAUCCAUACGAUGAUCGUGCAUUCUCUCCUCUCUCGACUGAUCCAUUUUAUUCUCAUCACUCAUCUGGUUCAGCUGCUCCAUCAGCACUUGGAUAUGUUCGACCUCGUUAUCAUGAUGAUAGUUACCGUACUCAUCGAGACAGUGAUUAUCGUCCAAUGUCACCAACAAGUCGUUACACAGCCGCUGUUACCAGAGAUGAUCGUGGCAAAUCAACAUCGUACGACCCACAUGAAACCACCAGACCAUCGUACGAUAGAGGCUACAUAACUUCAUCCAAUGCAAGUCCAAGUUAUACCCGGAAGUUUGAACAUGAGCAACCAACAUUGAACUCAUGGGCAAAUGACCGUAAAUUCGAAGUCUACAAAACACGGGCUGAAAGAGAUGCUGAAAGGAAUACAUAUCAUCCAACUGGAACUACUGGUGCGAGCUCAUAUCGUCCAUCUUCAUAUUAUACAUCAGCAAGUGAUAGACCCGUCACUGGUCUAAGACGUCCCGAAGAGAGUUAUACAUCUUCAACCAAUUAUGGGAGAUAUGAUGGAAGAUCAACAACACCCAGCAACGACCAAUACGCAAUUUCAACGGCUUUGGCUGAAAAUCAAGCUUCAAGUAUGAAUAAUCGUUUCCGUCCAACUGCUCGACGCGUUGCAUCUGCAAUGACUGACGCAGAUCGUCGUAAUUAUCACAGAUCAAGAUCAAUGGAUAGAAAUAAGGUUGAUUAUGAAUAUGGAAGCAAUUUGUUGAAUAGACUUACAACACCUGAUUCUCAUGGAGACUACUCGUAUGUAAACUAUCACGACAGUUCAAAUGGAAGAUCUAAUAUCACAUUGGAAAAAGAUGGACAGCCAAGGAGUAUUCUGAAAAAUAAACAGAGUGCUGACAUCGAACCACGUGUUGAAUCGUCUUAUGAGCCAAGCAAUGGAGUUCGAUCGGUGUUCGAACGUCUUCGUCGUCAUUUGUCUCUCGAGAAAAGUGUUUCGCCGCAAAGACAGAACACUUCAUUUUAUGGCAGACAGCUUCGCGUUGCAUCUGUCGGACCACAUAGUCGAAAUAUUGAUAGCACAUCAUCUGCAUUAGACAAUCCAAAAAAGAAAAGAUCAUUGCUCUCAUUCAAUCGGAGAAAGACAAGUGAAGUACGAAUGGGUGCCGAUGGAAAGCUGGUUACAAAUGGAUAUGAUAGUACACCGAGUAGCAGAGAUUUCAAGAGACCAAGCUCCCCAAUCGAUCGGAUAAAGUCUCUGUUCAGAAAGAAUGAAAGUUCAGGAACUGGGCACUCGGAUUAUUAUAAUUCUUCAAGAAACUACACAUCUUCAAAUCCGGUUUCCACAACUCGCGAGCCAUAUGUUGCCCAAUAUAGAAAAUAUCCAGGUUCAACCUCACGUGAUACGUCCAGCGCUCUCAAUCGUUACUCAUACACUCCUGGUCUAACAGAUCAACGCCGUCAUUGGUAUGAUGAUCCAAAUAUUUAUUAA
Molecule: messenger RNA, 5384 nt
Organism: Caenorhabditis elegans
Lineage: Eukaryota; Metazoa; Nematoda; Chromadorea; Rhabditida; Rhabditidae
Gene: unc-82
Product: Protein kinase domain-containing protein
Exons: 34
Coding region: 3-5384 (1793 amino acids)
Molecular function (GO): protein kinase activity; nucleotide binding; protein serine/threonine kinase activity
Source: RefSeq, marked reviewed